Clunio marinus is the source of this 945-nucleotide messenger RNA. The record is from the annotation of a GenBank genome assembly. Lineage: Eukaryota; Metazoa; Arthropoda; Insecta; Diptera; Chironomidae.
AUGCAGAAAGUGACUCAGAAAUGCUGUCUGUGUCACAAAAACAUAACAACCAUUAAGAAUUGUGGUGUAAAAUGCACGAAAUGUACGAAGUGGAUCCAUUGGAAAUGCAGUCAAUUGCCACCGUCACAUGAAAUUUGGACUUGUACUGAUUGCAAAAGAAGAAGUUCUCUAGUGAAUCGUCGCCCAAGCAGGUCAUCCUUUGGUAGCUCGCAUAUGUCAUCAGGGUCUGUUAAUAAUUCGGCGAAAAUUUCUUCAUCGGAAGCGUCAGUUUUAGAAGGUGUGACGUCAGAGAUCAAAGAAUUAAAGAAUGUCAACAAACGCAUAAUUGAGGCACUAGCGGCAUUAGAGGGGAAAAUUGAAAGAAUGAAUGGUACCCAGGAAGAAGUUAAUCGUCUAAAAAUAGAAAAUUUGAGGCUGAAGGAAGAAAAUACUCACCUAUGGAAUAAACUAAAAAAUAAUGACAAAUCAGCUGUAAUGCGUUCAGCGACUGAUUUUACUUUUCCAUCAACAAGUGCAGUGUCGCCAUCAGGUGUGGAGUCGUUGAACAAUGAUAUUUUGAACAGCAAAACACCAACGAAUGUUCCGUUACAAAUUUCUGCCAAGCCAAUUCGUGCAGUUCAAUCAUUAAAGUGGAUUCAUGUUUCUAAUCUCCAACCAACUACAACAAGUGAAGAUUUGAUCUCUUAUGUAACAUCGAAGAUUGAAGUUGAAAGUAAUUUGAUUGUUUGUUCAAGAUUAACACCCAAAACAAUUCUUAAACCAUUUUAUAUAUCGUAUAAAAUUGGUCUGCCGGAAAAGGUCAGUGAAGAUGUUAUAAAUAAUGAUUUUUGGCCAGAAAAUGUAAAGAUUCGUGAUUUUACUUCAACUUAUGUUAAUAAACCAAGGGGUAUAAUUCAACAACAUGAAAAUUUUCGUCAUGCCGAAAGCCCACAUUCAGUAAUGUAG